Harmonia axyridis is the source of this 1180-nucleotide messenger RNA. Its product is annotated as 2-acylglycerol O-acyltransferase 2-A-like. The transcript is spliced from 2 exons. Lineage: Eukaryota; Metazoa; Arthropoda; Insecta; Coleoptera; Coccinellidae. Bases 105 to 1118 code for a protein of 337 amino acids. The record is from RefSeq and is a predicted model, not a curated record. Gene Ontology annotation, cellular component: endoplasmic reticulum membrane. Gene Ontology annotation, biological process: triglyceride biosynthetic process. Gene Ontology annotation, molecular function: diacylglycerol O-acyltransferase activity.
AUGGACAUACAGAUAUAAUAAAAUUAAGUAUUUUCAAGUAUUCACGUAGAAUGUGAAAGUGCUGAACAGUUUCAAAUUGCAGUGCAGUAAUUCAGUGUUACCAAAUGGGAAUCAAAUUCGCCCCAUUGAAUGUCCCCUUAGAACGGAGACUUCAAACAGCAUCGGUAGCAUUUACCAUGCUUUUCUUCCCUCUAGGGGGUCCCAUAUUUUUAAUGAUCACAAUAUAUGUUCUUCUCUUCACAAAGUUCUGGUGGCUCAUAGCAAUUUACCUAACUUGGAUGUUUCUUCUGGAUUGGAAAAUUGAAGAAAGAGGAGGACGUGAGAGUAAACUCAUUAAAUUUUCACCUGUUUGUAAAUAUUUACUGGAUUAUUUCCCUAUCAGAGUUAAUAGAUCACCUUGGGUCGAAUUCAAGAAAGAUAAAAAUUACUUGUUGUGCUGCUUUCCCCACGGUGUACUAGCGCUCUCACAAUUUAAUGUCUUCGGCAAUGGGUUCAGUGAAUUCAAUGAAUACUUUCCAGAUCAUAAAGUCAGGGUAUGUACCCUCAAACAAAAUUUUUACAUGCCUAUCUAUAGAGAGGCCAUAUUGGCCAUGGGAACCUGUUCUGCUUCUAAAGAAUCAAUUCAGUAUCUGCUAAAUCAGCCUGGUGGAGGACAUGCAGCAGCACUAGUGGUAGGAGGGGUGGCUGAGGUCUAUUACGCAGAACCAAGAAAAUACAAACUCGUAUUGAAGAACAGAAAAGGGUUCGUUAAAAUUGCCAUACAAUCUGGAAGUCCAUUAGUUCCAGUUUUCUCUUUUGGCGAGACAGAUUUAUUCGAUCAGUGCAGAAAUCCCAAAUUGAAGAUAAUACAGGAAAAAGUGAGAAAAUUAAUAGGUCUUGCUCCAGUGGUGAGUUCUGGAAGGGGCAUUCUGCAAUACAGUUUUGGUAUUAUUCCACAUAGAAGACCCAUCACAGUGUUGGUUGGUCCGCCAAUAGAAGUGGAGAAAAAUGAGCAUCCAUCUAUGGAAGAAGUAGAUAAAUAUCAUCAAUUGUUCAUAGACGAAUUGAUUACGAUGUUCGAGAAGAACAAACAUUUAUAUAUUGAAGAUAGUGAAGAUAUACAUAUUGAACUGGUGUAAAAAUGGUUUAAGAGUUGUAUUUGUAUAAUUUAUUGGAAUAAACAUGUACAUUUCAUUUUUAA